AGGUUGGUCAUUUUUUGAAUGUGAAGUUGAUCUUUGUAAAUGGUAUUGAGGCACAUCAGUCUGGAUUGUUAGUAGUUAAUUCUGAAGCUUGCAUAUAUGUCUUCCUCACAGAGGGAAGAUCUGGAAUGGAAUCCCUGUGGAUACAAAAGGCUGACCAUAGUCUGUUACGAAGACAUUUAGUAUUAGCCAAAAUGGAGUAUGGGACAGAGAAUUGAAAAAAAAUUAUCUGGAAAGGAAAGAAGCCCCAGCUUAGAUGGAAGACUUUAAAGGAUAGCAGAUUAAAUGGAGGAUGUGAUCUACCCGACCUGCUGUUAUACUAUCAAGCUAACUUAUGUAGCUCACACACUGGGUCUAGAAUUCUGAAUAUUGAGCAAACGUGGUUCAGUAAAGUCUGCCUCUCCUUUUUGGAUUAAAGUGACUGUCUCCUGGAAGAAUACUGGCAGAAAGAAAACUUUUGGAAACAUUCCCUGAUGAACCCCGUUGAAGUUUUGUCCACCGUCAUGUGGCCAUCGCAGCUGCUGUUCUUCACAAUGCUCUUGGCAUCCACCGUCAGUUCUUUUAGCCGUGCCCCUGUUCCUAUGGCUGUGGUCCGAAGGGAACUCUCCUGUGAAAGCUACCCAAUAGAACUGCGUUGCCCAGGAACAGAUGUUAUCAUGAUUGAAAGUGCCAACUAUGGUAGGACAGACGAUAAAAUCUGUGAUUCUGAUCCUGCUCAGAUGGAGAAUAUCCGCUGUUAUCUGCCAGAUGCUUAUAAGAUUAUGACUCAAAGGUGCAGCAACCGGACACAGUGUGCUGUGGUAGCAGGCCCAGAUGUGUUUCCUGACCCUUGUCCAGGGACAUACAAGUACCUAGAAGUGCAAUACGAAUGUGUCCCUUACAAAGUGGAACAAAAAGUUUUUCUUUGCCCCGGACUACUGAAAGGCGUAUAUCAGAGUGAACAUUUGUUUGAGUCUGACCACCAGUCGGGGGCCUGGUGCAAGGAUCCCCUGCAGGCCUCCGACAAGAUCUACUACAUGCCCUGGACCCCGUACAGGACGGACACCCUAACAGAGUACUCUUCCAAAGAUGACUUCAUCGCCGGGAGGCCAACCACAACAUACAAGCUGCCGCACCGGGUGGACGGCACAGGGUUUGUGGUGUAUGAUGGGGCUUUGUUUUUCAACAAGGAACGAACCAGGAAUAUUGUCAAAUUUGAUCUACGGACGAGAAUAAAAAGUGGGGAAGCCAUCAUUGCCAAUGCCAACUACCACGACACGUCUCCUUACCGAUGGGGAGGCAAGUCCGAUAUAGAUCUGGCUGUGGACGAGAAUGGCCUUUGGGUAAUCUAUGCAACUGAACAAAACAACGGCAAAAUUGUCAUUAGCCAGCUGAACCCUUACACCUUGAGGAUUGAAGGGACCUGGGAUACAUCUUAUGACAAGAGGUCGGCUUCUAACGCGUUCAUGGUUUGUGGCAUUUUAUAUGUGGUGAAAUCUGUGUAUGAAGAUGAUGAUAAUGAAGCAACGGGAAAUAAAAUAGACUAUAUUUACAACACAGAACAAAGCAAGGAGAGUGUGGUGGAUGUUCCUUUCCCAAAUUCCUACCAGUAUAUUGCUGCUGUGGAUUAUAACCCAAGGGACAACCUUCUUUACGUAUGGAAUAAUUACCACGUGGUUAAAUACUCCUUGGAUUUUGGACCCAUGGACAGCAAAACAGGGCAGACACAUCAUGGUCAAGUUUCUUACCUUGUUCCUCCAGUUCAUCUGGACUCUGAUCUUGAGAAACAGUCAUUUAAGGGAUCAACAUCUGGAGCCAUGGGCCUGGGUGGGACGUCUACGAGCACCACCACACGUGUUACUACCAGUAGUACUGCACGCAUGACCACCAUGCCGCCUCUGGGCAGAAGGAACAGGAGCACAAUCACGCCUUCUCUGGCCCCAGACAUCCCCAAUGACCUGGUCACUCACCUGCCGCCUGCACCCUCCCAGCUGCCAGCAAUAGGAGCAGAGAGCUGUGAGACGGUGGAAGCCCGAGAGAUUCUGUGGUUCAAAACCCGACAAGGACAGGUGGCCAAGCAGCCCUGCCCAAGGGGCACUGUAGGUGUUUCAACGUUUAUUUGUCUUGCCCCCGGAGGGGUCUGGGAUCCCCAAGGACCUGACCUCAGCAACUGCUCUUCGCUUUGGGUCAACCAUAUUACACAAAAGUUGAAAUCUGGAGAGACAGCAGCCAACGUUGCCAGAGAACUAGCUGAGCAAACAAAAAGCCACCUGAAUGCUGGAGACAUCACCUACUCAGUUCGUGCCAUGGACCAGUUGGUGGGCUUAUUGGAUGUGCAGCUCCGAAACCUGACGCCUGGAGGGAAAGAUAGUGCUGCACGCAGUUUAAACAAGCUUCAGAAACGGGAACGUUCCUGCAGAGCCUAUGUUCAGGCCAUGGUUGAAACUGUCAAUAACCUCCUUCAGCCACAGGCUUUGAAUGCUUGGAGGGACUUACCUGCAAGUGACCAGUUGCGUGCGGCAACCAUGUUACUAGACACUGUGGAAGAAAGUGCCUUUGUGCUUGCUGACAACCUUCUCAAGACUGACAUUGUGAGGGAGAGUACUGACAACAUUCAGUUGGAAGUAGCAAGAUUAAGUACAGAAGGAAACUUGGAAGGCCUUAGGUUCCCACAGAAUAUGGGCUACGGUAGCACUAUCCAGCUCUCAGCAAACACACUGAAGCAGAAUGGUCGAAAUGGUGAAAUCCGAGUGGCUUUUGUCCUGUACAACAACCUGGGCCCUUACCUGUCCACAGAGAAUGCCAGCAUGAAACUGGGGUUGGAAGCAAUGUCUACAAAUCAUUCCGUAAUAGUGAAUUCUCCUAUCAUUACAGCAGCAAUAAACAAAGAAUUCAGCAACAAGGUUUAUUUGGCUGAUCCUGUUGUGUUCACUGUCAGACACAUUAAGCAGUCAGAGGAAAAUUUCAACCCAAACUGUUCAUUCUGGAGCUAUUCUAAACGCACAAUGACAGGAUAUUGGUCAACUCAAGGAUGUCGGCUGCUAACAACAAACAAGACACACACAACAUGUUCCUGUAACCACCUAACCAACUUUGCUGUCCUGAUGGCUCAUGUAGAAGUGAAGCAUGGUGAUACCGUCCACGACCUGCUCCUGGAUGUAAUUACCUGGGUCGGCAUUCUCCUGUCCCUUGUCUGCCUCCUCUUCUGCAUCUUUACUUUCUGCUUCUUUCGUGGGCUACAGAGUGACAGAAACACUAUCCAUAAAAACUUGUGUAUCAGCCUCUUUGUGGCAGAGCUUCUCUUCCUCAUUGGAAUCAACAGGGCAGACCAGCCGAUAGCCUGUGCUGUAUUUGCUGCCCUCUUGCACUUCUUCUUCCUUUCUGCUUUCACCUGGAUGUUUCUGGAGGGAGUACAGCUGUACAUCAUGUUGGUGGAGGUCUUCGAGAGUGAACGUUCACGUAAAAAAUACUUCUACUUGGUUGGCUAUGGCAUGCCUGCUCUGAUUGUAGCAGUUUCAGCAGCAGUAGACUACAGAAGUUACGGCACAGGAAAAGUAUGUUGGCUUCGACUUGACACUUACUUCAUCUGGAGCUUUAUAGGACCAGCAACCUUGAUCAUUAUGCUCAAUGUAAUCUUCCUUGGAAUUGCUCUUUAUAAAAUGUUUCAUCAUACAGCCAUAUUGAAACCGGAGUCUGGGUGUCUUGACAAUAUCAACUUUGAGGAUAACAGACCCUUCAUCAAGUCAUGGGUUAUAGGUGCUAUAGCUCUGCUCUGCCUGCUAGGACUGACCUGGGCCUUUGGACUUAUGUAUAUUAAUGAAAGCACAGUCAUCAUGGCAUACCUCUUCACCAUUUUCAAUUCUCUACAGGGAAUGUUUAUAUUUAUUUUCCACUGUGUUCUUCAGAAAAAGGUACGUAAAGAAUACGGGAAAUGCCUACGUACACAUUGCUGUAGUGGGAAAAGUACAGAGAGCUCCAUUGGCUCAGGAAAAACAUCUGGGUCACGAACUCCUGGACGAUACUCCACAGGGUCACAGAGCCGCAUUCGCAGGAUGUGGAACGACACUGUUCGAAAGCAGUCCGAGUCGUCCUUCAUCACUGGUGAUAUAAACAGUUCAGCAUCACUCAACAGAGGAGCCAUGGCUAACCAUCUUAUAACCAAUGCUCUUCUUCGUCCUCAUGGCACUAACAACCCUUAUAACACAUUGCUCGGGGAAUCGGCCGUCUAUAACAACCCUUCUGUCAGCAUGUACAACACACCAGAGCCCUACAGAGAGACAAAGGGGCUUCUGAACAAUGCCAGGGAUACAAGUGUCAUGGAUACUCUACCACUGAAUGGUAACCACGGCAAUAGCUACAGCAUUGCCAACAGUGAGUACCUGAGCAACUGUGUGCAAAUCAUUGACCAUAGUUAUAACCAGAGCGAGACUGCCUUAGAGAAAAAGAUUCUGAAAGAACUCACUUCGAACUAUAUACCUUCCUAUCUGAACAACCACGAGCGCGCUAAUGAACAGAGUAGGAAUCUGAUGAACAAAUUUGUCAACAACCUAGGCAGCAGGAAUGAGGAUGACGCCAUCGUUCUCGAUGAUGUCACUUCGUUCAACCAGGAAGAGACCAUGGGCUUGGAACUCAUCCAUGAGGAAUCGGACGCCCCAUUGCUGCCCCCCAAGGUUUACUCUGCGGAGAACCACCAGCCUCACCAUUACAGCCGGAAACGGAUUCCACAAGACAACAGUGAGAGUUUUUUCCCCUUGUUGACCAAUGAACACACAGAAGAUCUCCAGUCACCGAACAGGGAUUCUCUUUAUACUAGCAUGCCUACUCUGGUCGGCAUGCCAGCCACAGAAAGUGUCACCACCAGCACUCAGACCGAUGUCCCGCCAGCCAAAAGCAGUGAUGCUGAUGACGUGUACUACAAGAGCAUGCCAAACCUGGGUUCCAGGAACCAUGUCCAGCAGCUACACACUUACUACCAGUUGGGGCGAGGCAGCAGCGAUGGGUUUAUAGUUCCACCAAACAAGGAUGGGACCCCAGCAGAAGGAACUUUGAAAGGACCAGCUCACUUGGUCACUAGUCUAUAGAACACUAAGAAAACAUUUUAACACAACAAAUGUCCUUUGUCCAACACCUGGAUGACUGUUUGGAGUUAAAGCAGUGAUAAUAUUGUGUGUUCUCCUACUUCAUGCUGUUCUAAACAUCACUUCUCAUAUCUUUUUAAUGGAAUUUGUAGGCCCACCCAGAAAGAAUGCUAACUGCUGUGACCCCCACCCCACACGGUCCUGUCCCCCUGCCCUUGGCCCACACCGGAGAGACUUCCGAAUGCUAAUUAAAGGGACGCAACAGGAAAUGGUCCUCUCAUGGACCUGCUCAGAUUAUACUGUGUGUAGUAGGCAUCUGUGGAUGCUCUCUUCCUCUUAUUACCAAGGACCUGGUUUACAAAAGGCCAAACAUGCAUUUGAAACUACUAGCAAUGAUGCAUCUAGAUUGGAGUGCUGCACAAAACAGAAGCAAAAAUAGUAAAACUCUAUUCUAAAUCUGUAUCACAUAAUAGUUUUCUGGUCUCUUACCACUUGAUUUAACCACAGCUCCCUUAGCUGUGGCGCAAACGAUACCUAAUGAAAUAGAAAGGAAGUCUGUAAUUGUAUGCUGCACAGCAUAUUUUUCACGUUUUUCUGUAUUAACUGAUGAUAAUUCUAACGGCAGAAAAAAAUGGAACAAUUCCUAUGUAAUGUACAGAUAUUAGCAUUGCACAUAUAGUCUGCUUUUUGUUCUGCCAGAACUUGCGUCCCUGUUAAUGUAGUGGAAAAACAAACAAACUUUUCUGUUGUGCUGGUCUUGCAAGUUUGUCUACCAGUAGAAGCAAGAUUUUUCAUACAUCCUGUUUUGGCCAUUUUUCCAUUAAAAAUAUCCACUGGAUAAAAACAAAGUAA
Molecule: messenger RNA, 5906 nt
Organism: Sceloporus undulatus (fence lizard)
Lineage: Eukaryota; Metazoa; Chordata; Lepidosauria; Squamata; Phrynosomatidae
Gene: ADGRL3
Product: adhesion G protein-coupled receptor L3
Exons: 27
Coding region: 471-5057 (1528 amino acids)
Biological process (GO): adenylate cyclase-activating G protein-coupled receptor signaling pathway; brain development; synapse assembly
Cellular component (GO): membrane; glutamatergic synapse; axon
Molecular function (GO): carbohydrate binding; G protein-coupled receptor activity
Source: RefSeq, a predicted model, not a curated record